This is a messenger RNA of Schistosoma bovis, 594 nucleotides long. Lineage: Eukaryota; Metazoa; Platyhelminthes; Trematoda; Strigeidida; Schistosomatidae. The record is from the annotation of a GenBank genome assembly.
AUGAAAUAUUUGGAGGUGAACAAAAAUGUUUUCAAGGCUCCUCCUAAGCAUCCGGGAACCGUUUCAGUAGUGGACGAACGAUAUGAGAAACUAUCAGCGCAUAAUCCAGAGUUGGAUAAAAAUGUUAACUCUUUAGGGAUAGUAGCAAAGUCUUUAAAUAAAGGCAUAUUACCCGAAGGUAUGGAAUACGUUAGCAAAACAACGCGCAAGCUACCACAGAAGUAUGCUGGCAUCUAUCCUUAUCCUCCACCCAGUGAAGACUUUGGUUUCGUUGUUCCAGAGUCGGUUCCAGAAGGAAGACUAACAAUGCGUCAAGCCGUCAAACUUAUAGCGACUCAUCAGAAAAGCGCUGCAGAUAUUGAUAGUUUAAGUGAAUUGUUUAGCCUUGACAAAGAGAAAACUAAACAAAUCCUUGACUACUUUUCGUUGUUUGAAGUCCCCGAUAAAGGUAUUUGGACUCCUCCUUCAAUGCAACAGUCCGAACUGAAGUUGUUAGAUGAGGCUGUAUCUUACGAGCAAAAUGACCUGGAGGAUUUGGGAGGAAAUGAAUAUAUUCAGCGAAAGACAGUGUUAAAGCAGUUGAAUAGAAAAUAA